Molecule: messenger RNA, 1349 nt
Organism: Nilaparvata lugens (brown planthopper)
Lineage: Eukaryota; Metazoa; Arthropoda; Insecta; Hemiptera; Delphacidae
Product: glutathione S-transferase-like
Exons: 5
Coding region: 319-927 (202 amino acids)
Biological process (GO): glutathione metabolic process
Molecular function (GO): glutathione transferase activity
Source: RefSeq, a predicted model, not a curated record
GCAGUGGAUGUUGGCUUCAUCGACUUUUAGUAUGAAUAUACAAUAGGCCGUGUCUAUUCUAUAACUGGUCUAAGGUUUCUGUUUCUAUAUUCAAAACAAAAUCAAAAGCCAACCCACCACUUGACACUACUUUUGUUUAUUUUGUUUUUUCUUUUUCAUUAUCUCUGUGCACUGUUUACUCAAGUAUUUUCCAAUACCAUCAAAAAUCUUGAACGUUUUAAGCAUUAGUCCUGUUAUUAAUUCAGUUGAGUGUUGCACUGCGGCAUUUGAGGUAUCCUAACUUGUUUUUGGUACUGAAUCAGACCGCUCUAAUUAGAAAUGUCUGGAUAUAAGCUGACUUACUUUCCUGUCACCGCGCUGGGAGAACCAAUUAGAUGGAUGAUGUCUUACCUGGAUAUCAAAUUCGAGGAUUACAGAUUUGAAAGGGAGCAAUGGCCUUCAAUAAAGCCAACAACUCCAUUUGGACAAGUGCCUGUCUUGGAAAUCGAUGGAAAGUCAGUGUGGCAAUCAGUUGCCAUUUCCAGAUACUUUGGAAAGAAGGCUGAUCUCGCUGGAAAGGAUGAAUGGGAAAGUUUGAUGAUUGACGUAAUAGUGGAUACCUUCACAGAUUUCCGCUUAGCCGUUGGAAAGUGGUUUUAUGAGAGCGAUGAAGCCACCAAGAAGAAGCUCGAGAAACCUCUUUUAGAAACGACUGUGCCUUUCUAUUUGGAAAAAUUCGAUUCCACAAUUAAGGAGAAUGGUGGUUUCUUGGCUAAUGGAAAACUUUCCUGGGGUGACAUAUACUUUGUAGCUACCAGUGGUUACAUCAAUCAUAUGUUAGGAUUCAACAUGUCCGAUAAAUAUGAAAACAUCAAGGCUCUGUGUGAGAAAGUUGCUGCCAUCCCGAAGAUCAAAGAAUGGAUUGACAAGCGACCGGCUGGAAUCUAAAUUCAUUUCAAUUUGUUGAAUCAGUCUUUUUGUUGAAAAGACUCCCUGGUAUAAGUGAUAAAGUUCCUUUCUAGGACACUGUACACAUGAAGUCUGGAUUCUCUUCCAAAUUAUUUUUCUUAUUCAUCAACAUAAAGAUUCUGUAUUAUACACCACAGAUUUCACAUUUUUGCCCCAGCAUUAUUAUUUUACUAUAGUAUUAUUAGAAAAUUCAAUAUUUUUAUUAAAAAGCAUAUACUUUUAAGUAUUCUGACUUCAAUUGCAAUCACUUCCUCUCAUCCUGGUAAUUAUUUUAAAAAUUGUAAGCUUUUCUUAUUAGAAAGAGACAGCAGCUUUUAAAGUGUAAUCAAUUUAUAUAACACUUUUCAUAUUGCACAGAACAUUUUCUAUGAUGGCAUUUUAUUAAACAAAAGAGAUUGCGA